Messenger RNA from Mytilus californianus (California mussel), 341 nucleotides. Its product is annotated as arylsulfatase I-like. The coding region runs from base 105 to 341 and encodes 78 amino acids. The transcript is spliced from 4 exons. NCBI's taxonomy places the organism in Eukaryota, Metazoa, Mollusca, Bivalvia, Mytilida, Mytilidae. The record is from RefSeq and is a predicted model, not a curated record.
UAUAUCUACCAUACCAAGCAGUACACACCCCUCUCCAAGUUCCAAAGAAAUAUGAGCGUAUAUACAGACAUGUUACAAAUAAAGAUCGACGAACCUAUAAUGGAAUGGUAACGGCAAUGGACCAAUCUGUUGGUACAAUUAUCACUGCUUUGAAGAAAUACAAAAUGCUGCGAAAUUCAAUUAUUGUAUUUACUACUGAUAAUGGAGGAGCAGCAAAUAUUGCAGGCAGUAAUUUGCCUCUCCGUGGGUCUAAAACGACAUUGUGGGAAGGUGGUACUCGUGGGGUUGGUUUUGUGUACAGUAAGAGAUUGUUCAAGAAAAAAUACGUUCAUGAAGGGUAA